This is a messenger RNA of Boleophthalmus pectinirostris (great blue-spotted mudskipper), 2965 nucleotides long. It is a transcript of the gene galnt4, whose product is annotated as POC1 centriolar protein homolog B (Chlamydomonas), like. Gene Ontology annotation, cellular component: Golgi apparatus. Lineage: Eukaryota; Metazoa; Chordata; Actinopteri; Gobiiformes; Gobiidae. The transcript has 11 exons. The coding region runs from base 222 to 1988 and encodes 588 amino acids. The record is from RefSeq and is a predicted model, not a curated record.
GUUUGGGUUGUCGCCGUGCGUCCUCCUCGCAGCGUGGAGGAGGAGAGGAGGAUGUGUGUAUGCUGACAUCUGCAAGCCAGGGGUGUACAGCGACAAGACCGCAGCAAGCAGACCAACUACAGCCAGCGAGAUCCAGGAAACUUCACGACAUGUAACUUAUCCAAACGAGGCCUGUGUCCUAUAGGGCACAGAAUACUGUGAACCCACCCUUCAUUGCUGUCAUGAGGGGACGCUUUUCUCGGAAACUGGGGGUGCUGGCCAAAGCCACCUUCCUGCUGUGGUUGCUGUGGCUGGGGUACCUGUUCUUGGCCCGCUCCUCAUUCUCUGACUCAGGAGAGGAUGAGGAAGAUGAGGAGGAGGUGAAGGCCCGCCAAUUGAUCUUGGAGGAGAGGGGGGCUGAAGCUCUGCUGUCAAGACCCUUGUAUCUCAAACCACCUGCAGACCACAAUGCCCCGGGAGAGUGGGGCCGGGCUGCACACCUCAGCCUCAGUCCAGAGGAGAAGAAGCAAGAGCAGGAUGCUGUGGAGAGAUACGCCAUCAACAUCUUUGUCAGUGACAAAAUCUCCCUCCACAGACACAUUCAGGACAACAGGAUGAGUGAAUGUCAGAACAAGAAGUAUGACUAUCGGCGGUUACCCACUACUUCAGUGAUCAUAGCCUUUUACAAUGAAGCCUGGUCUACUCUGCUGCGGACCAUUCACAGCGUCCUCGAGUCAACACCAGCCAUUCUUCUGAAGGAGAUCAUACUUAUUGAUGACUAUAGUGAUCGAGUAUACCUGAAAUCUAAAUUGGCGGAUUACAUCAGUAAACUGCGCCGUGUUCGCCUCAUCCGCACCAAUAAAAGAGAAGGGUUGGUGAGAGCGCGUCUUAUCGGUGCCACCUACGCCACAGGUGACGUACUGACAUUCCUGGACUGUCACUGUGAGUGUGUUCCAGGUUGGAUUGAGCCACUACUUGAAAGGAUUGGAGAGAAUGCCAGCACUGUUAUUUGCCCUGUUAUCGACACCAUUGACUGGAACACAUUUGAGUAUUAUAUGCAGACGGAUGAGCCAAUGAUCGGGGGAUUUGACUGGAGACUCACCUUUCAGUGGCACUCUGUCCCUGAAGUGGAACGCAAGAGGCGCAAGUCCCGCACUGACCCCAUCAGGUCUCCCACAAUGGCUGGUGGCUUAUUUGCCGUGAGCAAGGCCUACUUUGAGUAUCUGGGCACAUAUGAUACAGGGAUGGAGGUGUGGGGAGGAGAAAACUUGGAACUCUCUUUCAGGGUGUGGCAGUGUGGUGGAAACUUGGAGAUCCAUCCUUGCUCUCAUGUGGGUCAUGUGUUCCCAAAGAAGGCUCCUUAUGCCAGACCCAACUUCCUCCAAAACACGGUUAGAGCUGCAGAGGUUUGGAUGGACUCUUACAAGCAACAUUUCUACAACAGAAAUCCACCAGCCAAAAAGGAGAAUUAUGGGGAUAUCUCAGAUCGCCUGCUUCUCAGGAACAGGCUGAAAUGCAACAGUUUUGAUUGGUAUCUGAAGAAUAUUUACCCAGAACUGCACGUACCUGAGGAUAGGGAAGGCUGGCACGGAGCAGUACGAAGCUCAGGCAUAGCCUCAGAGUGUCUGGACUACAAUGCCCCAGAGCACAGUCCAACAGGAUCCCAUCUUUCUCUGUUUGGCUGCCAUGGACAAGGAGGCAACCAGUACUUUGAAUACACAUCUCAAAGGGAAAUACGCUUUAACUCUGUAACGGAGCUCUGUGCUGAAGUCUUGGAGGGACAGAUUUCCAUUGGAAUGAAACAUUGUCCUCAUGAUGGAGACGACAAACCACGCACCAUGUUGUGGGAUUUUCAAAAUAUGUCUAUUUCUACUCAGGACGGGACCAUCUACCACCCUCUCUCGGGGAUGUGCAUCACAGCGUUCCGCACAGGGGAGGGGCGCACUGACGUCCAAAUGCGGAGAUGUAGUCCAGGAGACAAAAACCAGCAGUGGAGGUUUGAGUGGUAGAGAAAUGACAGACAACAUUUGAACCAUAAUUAUAUGCUGCACUGGAAGUAGCCUCUGCUUUUUACAAGUGUCUCAGGUUGCCACCUCAUUUUAGAGGAAAGCAGGCAAUGAGCAGAUAAGAAGAGUGGAUGAAAGUCACUUUGAAGUCAGUAAAAGACCAAAUUCCCCUAAUUUUGUGAAAGGGGUGUAGACAGUGGAAAAAAAACCCCACAAGAAUGGAAAAAAGGAUGAACGAUGACAAGUGCCUUUGAAGAGCACACAAGUAAAAAAGUGCAAUGUUUAUCAAAAAAAGCAAAAAGCUUCAUAAUGAGACCAUUCAGUGCCUUUUUUAAAGACAUUUGUCCCUCCAUAGGAUGCACUAUUGAUCUUGACAUAGUAACAUAAAUUAUUAAAACUCUGGUCGUUUAUGGUGUACAGAUGACAUUUUGAAAAGUGCCUUGAAAGUACUACAAGUCCAACUGUAUAUUUAAUACAGCCACUGUGUUACCAGCUCCAUCAUGUGAGCGGAGAAAAGGGAGAACAACGCGGUCACAGUAGACUGCCCCUCAAUUGUAUCUUGUGUCUCUGGAGCUAUUUUCAUGCUAGAAUGCUGCCUGAACAAGAUUGAAAGCAUUUUUACACAUCUAUACUAAGUGCAAUUCUGCUUCAGAGACCGGAGUGCUGUAAUCUAUUGUUGUAUAAAAUUAAGAACAAUUAUCCAGACCCAUCCAUCAUUGUUUUUGCCUUGUUAAAAAAUUAUGUGUUGAAGUGGAUGAUGCCCAUGGAUGUCAGUGAAUGUGAAAUGCUGUAAACAACACUGGGCUACUAGACUUGAGUGUUUACAUUCAUGAGAUGCCUUUGAACCAAGCACCUUUUUAAUAUUUCAGUUUGGAUGUGCCAUAUUGUAUGUUAAAUCUACUUGAAUAAGGAAUCAACCACCCCCCAUUUAUUGUAUAACUAAAGACCCAGUGGACACCUACCCUGGAUUAUGAUGAAAA